AACUUCUUUAAACAAAUAGAACAAAAUAGAGGUAAGAUGAGGAGGGAGAGAAGAAGAGACAAAGAGAGUAGCUAAAGAAACUUAUAUAAUUUUUAAAAAAACACACUCUCUCAUAUCUCAUUAGUCAUACCCACUCUUCCCGCCUACACCACUCCAAAAACCUCAAACAAUGAACAACUAUCCUUAUCCCUUUCCCUUACCUUUCUUCUUCUUCUUCUUCUUCCUCUUCUUCAUCUCUCCUUCCCUUUCUCUUACUCCUCCAAAUGACACACAAUUCCUCACACGUUUUCGUCUCGAAACCGACACUCACGGCAACCUCGACUCGAACUGGACCGGCCUCGAUGCCUGCACUUCUUACUGGCGUGGUGUCCGCUGCUCCACCAACAAAGACCGUGUCAUCUCUCUCUCACUCCCAUCUCUCAACCUCCGUGGACCUCUCGACUCUCUGGCCCAUCUCGACCAGCUUCGACUCCUCGACCUCCACAACAACCGCCUCAACGGCACCAUUUUGCCUCUCACCAACUGCACCAACCUCAAACUUCUCUACCUCUCUGCCAAUGACCUCUCUGGAGAUAUCCCAACACAGAUCGACUCGCUAAAUAGGCUCCUCCGUCUCGACCUCUCCGAUAACAACAUACGUGGCUCGAUUCCGAAGCAGUUGUUGAAUUUGACUCGGCUCCUCACGCUACGGUUACAGAACAACGUGCUUUCGGGUUCGAUUCCUGAUCUCUCUGUCUCUCUUGUUAACCUCAAAGAACUGAACUUGACCAACAAUGAAUUCUAUGGAAAUGUACCUGAUGGGUUGGUGAAAAAGUUUGGUCGAGAAAGCUUUUCUGGGAACGAAGGGCUAUGUGGGUCGAGUCCUUUGCCUGCUUGUUCGUUCACCAAUACAUCUCCAGCGACUGCAUCGGCUCAGAGUCAGACGGUGCCAUCAAACCCGAGCUCGUUACCAGAAGCGCCUGUAAUGAGUCAAGCAAGAGGAGAAUUGCCUUCUAAGAAAGGGUUAAGUACUGGUGUGAUUGUGGCUAUUGUGAUAGCGAAUUGUGUUGCUUUGUUGGUGGUGGUGUCGUUCGUGGUGGCGCAUUAUUGUGCUAGGGAUCGAGGGUAUAGCUCGGGCUCGAUGGCCGGGAGUGAGAGUGGGAAGAGGAGGAGGAGUGGGAGUAGCUAUGGGAGUGAUAAGAAAGUGUAUGCAAAUAAUGGGGGUGCAGAUAGUGAUGGGACUACCGCUACGGACCAAAGCAAGUUGGUGUUUUUCGAUAGGAGGAAGCAGUUUGAGCUUGAGGAUUUGCUUAGAGCUUCGGCGGAGAUGCUUGGAAAAGGGAGCUUGGGGACGGUGUAUAGGGCGGUGCUUGAUGAUGGAGCAACCGUGGCUGUGAAGCGGCUCAAGGAUGCGAACCCGUGUGCGAGGAAGGAGUUUGAGCAGUAUAUGGACUUGAUAGGGAAGCUUAAGCAUCCAAAUAUUGUGAGGUUUAGAGCUUAUUACUAUGCCAAGGAAGAGAAGCUUCUUGUCUAUGAUUAUCUUCCUAAUGGGAGCUUGCAUUCACUUCUUCAUGGGAAUCGGGGUCCGGGGAGAAUUCCUUUGGAUUGGACUACAAGGAUCAGCUUGGUGCUAGGAGCGGCUCGAGGACUUGCAAAGGUUCAUGAAGAGUACGAAGGAUCGAGAAUACCACAUGGGAAUGUGAAAUCUUCGAAUGUACUUCUUGACAAGAAUGGUGUAGCUUGCAUUUCUGAUUUUGGGCUUUCCUUGCUUUUGAACCCGGUUCAUGCCAUUGCAAGAUUAGGAGGGUACAGGGCUCCUGAACAAGCAGAAAUCAAGAGGCUGUCUCAAAAGGCAGAUGUUUACAGUUUUGGGGUCUUAUUGUUGGAAGUUCUAACAGGGAAAGCUCCAUCUCAAUACCCUUCACCAACUCGGCCUCGAAUGGAUGAAGAGGAACAACUGGCUGUGGAUCUUCCCAAAUGGGUUCGAUCGGUUGUGAAGGAAGAGUGGACUGCUGAAGUGUUUGAUCAAGAACUUUUGAGGUAUAAGAAUAUAGAGGAAGAACUUGUGUCAAUGCUUCAUGUGGGGUUGACUUGUGUGGUGCCACAGCCUGAAAAGAGGCCAACAAUGGUGGAAGUGACAAAGAUGAUAGAGGACAUAAGGGUGGAGCAAUCUCCUUUAGGAGAGGAUUAUGAUGAAUCGCGCAAUUCACUUUCUCCUUCACUUGCUACCACAGAAGAUGGGCUGGCUUGAUGCUCAUCUUGCAUUGCCUCAGUAUUUACCAUUUGUUGAUCCCAUGGUUGUUUCUAUGCUAAUCUUCCUAUUUUUACUUGCAUUAUCUCGCUGCAUAUUCUGGCUGUCAGCAGACUAUUUUAUCAGACCCUAUUUUGUUGUUUCUUUGUAAUAUUUGUAAGUUUUAUGUUUCCAUUGUUGCUGGUAGAAAGACCUGGUGGUCUUGUCCAUUACCCAACAAGAUAGUGCUAUUUAGUCCUCUGUAAUGUAAUUUAGUUUCAUUAUUAAUUGUUUUCAAUGCAAGAGUCUCCAGAGUGAUGGUAGUUCAAGCA
Molecule: messenger RNA, 2541 nt
Organism: Quercus robur (English oak)
Lineage: Eukaryota; Viridiplantae; Streptophyta; Magnoliopsida; Fagales; Fagaceae
Product: leucine-rich repeat receptor-like protein kinase PXC1
Exons: 2
Coding region: 170-2230 (686 amino acids)
Biological process (GO): protein phosphorylation
Molecular function (GO): protein binding; ATP binding; protein kinase activity
Source: RefSeq, a predicted model, not a curated record